Molecule: messenger RNA, 1656 nt
Organism: Clunio marinus
Lineage: Eukaryota; Metazoa; Arthropoda; Insecta; Diptera; Chironomidae
Source: the annotation of a GenBank genome assembly
CUUCUUCAAAAACUGAAACUACAUUGAAUACCCAAAAGAAAUAAUUAAAAUGGCUGAAAUAUUGAAAGAAAAACUUAAAAUAGGUCCAGCGAGUAAUGUUGAAUAUCCUAUUAGUGUUUCAUAUUGUGGAAAUUGCACAAUGCCAAUUGAGUACUGUGAGUUUUGGCCAAGUCCAGAAUACGAGAAAUGUAAAAAAUGGCUCGAAAAGAAUCUUCCCAACGAAUUUGCAAAACUUGAUGUGAAAGGAGAAAGCAGUGAGCCGGCUGCAGGUGAGGAAGAGGAGAAAAAGAGACAGAAAAGAGGUGGCAAAGGGAUGAUUAAAGCAAAUAAGAAAAAGGAUGAUGCUGAUAAAGAUAGAAAAGUUUGUUUAUCAAGAGCACCUCGAGGCAAAAAGAAAUCAGUGACGGUUGUAACAGGACUUGCAACAUUUAGUGUAGACUUAAAAGUAGCAGCAAAAUUUUUCGGGACUAAAUUCGCUUGUGGUUCUUCAGUGACAGGUGAUGAUGAAAUCGUUAUUCAGGGUGAUGUCAAAGACGACUUAUUUGAUCUUAUUCCUGAAAAGUGGCCAGAGAUUGCUGAAGAUUUCAUUGAAGACUUAGGUGAUUCUAAGCGUUCAUAAGAAACAAUUGAAUUUAGUUUUAAGAAAACAUUUGGGAAAACCACAUAAAUCACAAUUGGUUGAACAAUCAUUUUUUACCAAGAUAUUUACUGAUUGAGUUAAAAAAGUUCAUGUUCUUCGAUAAUAUUCAAUUAAUCACAUUCUUGCCUCUAAUAAAUUUCAUUCUCCUAAUUGAAAUUUUCCUUCAAACUAAAAUUACAAACGAAAAUUCAUCAUGGAGAAAGAAAUUGUUAAAAAUAUUUUUUUAAAUGAUCAAAACGAAUUAUUUCCUGCCUCCAAAUUAUAAUCUUAAUAACAGGAUUAAAUCUUUAAAAUAAUUAAAAAAAAUUAAUUAAAAUAACUUCGAUGUGAACUUUUUCAUCUCAAUUAUAAAAUGUGCAUGCGAGAGAUGCUUUUUAUCUGAAACUUUUGAAAAUGAACACGAGUAGUGGACACGAGGAAAUUAAAAGCCAUUCUAAUCUAAAAAAAGAAAGAAAAAAAGAAAAUGAAGAAAAGAAAGAAGACGAAAUUAACUAAAAGUGAUUUCAAAAAAAUGCUCCAGGUGAGGCUCGAACUCACAACCCCGGCAUAGCUCGUAUACUGACAUAUAAGUACCGUGCGCUAACCAAUUGCGCCACUGGAGCCAAAAGGGACCCUUAACUGGCCGUGACAAAGAACGUUCAUAUACUUGAGCUCAAUUUUAAUUUUAAAAUUCUAUUAUCUUUAAUUUUAAUUCCUUUCAAAUUAACAUUUUUCUACAAAUUGUUUUAAGCUUUUUGUUCUCCUUUAUUUUGUUCGUUCCACUUUCCGUUCGUUUCAAAAUUGAUUUCAUCAACAUAAAUUUGAAUCAUUGGAUGAAACUGUUGCAAAGCUCGUUUAGAGACAAGCAACAAAAUAUUUACUGAUCUAAAUAAAUACUGUGGUUUUUAAUUAAUUGAUAACUAUAGGUUUUAUAUAUAAUAAUAUUCCCAUGAAAAAUGAAAAUAAAAUUGAACUUUCUUGUAAAUAAUGUAAUGUAUUGUAUUAAAUUUUAUUAUGGUAAUAAAAAUCGUCUCUAA